Aspergillus niger is the source of this 1662-nucleotide messenger RNA. RefSeq lists its product as uncharacterized. The transcript is spliced from 2 exons. Lineage: Eukaryota; Fungi; Ascomycota; Eurotiomycetes; Eurotiales; Aspergillaceae. Gene Ontology annotation, biological process: mitochondrion organization; phospholipid transport. The record is from RefSeq and is a predicted model, not a curated record. Gene Ontology annotation, molecular function: lipid binding. Bases 1 to 1662 code for a protein of 553 amino acids. Gene Ontology annotation, cellular component: ERMES complex.
AUGGCGGACGCGAGCUUCUACACUCGCGCCCAAGAGCUGUUAACUGCCGCUUUGAAUAAAUCGCCAAAACCGCCGAUAAUCGUGGACGAUAUCCAUGUCACCGAACUAAAUCUCGGUUCUAUCCCGCCGGAGCUGGAGAUCUUGGAAAUCGGAGACUUGGCUGAGGAUCGCUUUCGAGGCAUCUUUAAGAUGUCUUAUACGGGCGAUGCCUUUCUGACCCUGAAAACCCGCGUCCAAGCAAAUCCGCUCAAUACCUAUCUUCUCACCCGACCGUCCUUUGCGACUCCCUUACCGGUCGCUGCAGCAACUCCGUUGACUAUUCCUCUUCAAAUCACCCUUUCCGACUUCAAACUUUCCGGCUUCGUCAUAUUAGUCUUUUCGAAGCAAAAAGGCAUUACAGUCGUCUUCCGAAAUGACCCCCUUGAAUCACUCAAAGUAUCAUCGACAUUCGAUUCGAUUCCCUUCGUGCGCGACUUUCUACAGCGAGAAAUAGAAGGCCAGCUUCGCGUUUUGUUCAUGGAUGAGUUGCCCGCCAUCAUCCAUCGGCUGUCUCUCCGAUUAUGGGUUCCAGAAUACCGGGCUGGAGAGGAAAUGGCGAACCGUGCCACCAACACCGCAGGUGAGGGGCCUGGCCAGGACCCCUUGGCGAGUCCUCCACAGGAUCCUGUAGAUGCUCAAGGCAACGCUUUGGAUGAAUCGGAGAUCGCUUCACUUUCCUUGGAUUCCUCGGUCGAGACGCACUCCUUGUUCUCACAGAAGAACCUGCUACGUCUGGCCGCACUUACGGACUCCCAGCGAACGCUAUCGCUGUUUACUCCGUCUAUUCAAGAAGUGGUUUACCGCGCAUGGACUUCGCCUUCUGAUGCGGGCGAAGUUUCGGGUGGCGUCAUGUCUCCCCUGAGCCCAGUACUUUCCCGGACCCAAUCCCAAGUCGGCGGGAUGUCGUCUUUCCAUGAUACAGCCAGCAUGGUGUCCUCACAGACUCGGUCUUCGACGAACACCCACACUUUCAGCAGCUACGGUCUGAGCUUGGGAGCCGGUCGUCACUCGAAAUCCAAUGCUCGCAGGCGGAAGAAGCGCGUGGUGGACCUGCGUCGUCCCAAGACUACUGAGGAUGCCGUCAGUGUGAGCGGCGAGAGCACUUAUACGGAGACUACCAGCGCACCGUCUAUCUGCUCUGCACCUUUGCCGGUGGUCAGCGAACAGACCGAUGACCCAGUGACUCCCCCGUUGUCUCCGGACAGUGAACUCCACCUUCCUACGGUUCCCGAACGACACCGCUUGAGUAUUUCCAGGCAGAUGCCCCGCCGCGAUAUUGCGACUGAAAUGUUGCGUGAGACCGGAGAGUCGUCGGCUCAGCCGGUCAACCAUUCGGCGGUUGAUGUUAACGCUACUCCGCGGGUGGCUGUACACCCCUACAUUGCUGCUCAACAUGAGAGCGAGAAGGAAGAAGCAAGCGCCCCACGCCAACUCCCUUCCAAGGCGCUUCCACUGUCCGAUGCCAAGCCGACAUCCAGCAUCGUUGACCAAGCGCUGGUUGAACGACUGGCCGGAGAAAUUGCUCGUCGCAUGCGGGAGGAGAAAUUGACUCCCGGCAAUUCGUGCAGUUCGUUCUGGGAUCGUCUCAGCCAUGAUGAUGCCCCCCCGGCGUAUGGUCAGUGA